Ruditapes philippinarum (Manila clam) is the source of this 646-nucleotide messenger RNA. RefSeq lists its product as uncharacterized. The record is from RefSeq and is a predicted model, not a curated record. The coding region runs from base 83 to 646 and encodes 187 amino acids. The transcript has a single exon. NCBI's taxonomy places the organism in Eukaryota, Metazoa, Mollusca, Bivalvia, Venerida, Veneridae.
GUUUUUUUUGCCAUAUUAAGACACAUCCGUGGUAUAUACAACUUUUAGUGCUGUACUUUGCUUUAUCGUGCCUUUUGUUUUAAUGGUAGUCUUUUUCGUGAAAAUUAUAAGAACGGGUUACACCGACAGAAUUGUCAACCGGAACAUAAUUGCACAACGGAAUUACAAUGAUAAAUCUGCAGAAGAGCCACGGAUUAUGCAAGACUUCCGGCAUGCUAAUUUGACUGGUACAAUUUGUAUUGCCUGGCUUCUUCUUGAAGCGCCUCAUGUUCUGACGUCAUACUUCAAACAACUUCAGAAUAGUUCAGAACUUGAUAGCUUAAAGAGGGAGGAUUUGAGAUACGUUUGGUACGUCGAUCUUGUGUUACUAUGGUUACGGUUUUGCUAUGCUAUGGCUCUUCCAGUUGCCUCUUUCACAUGGAGUAAAGACCUUUGGAACAGUUUUAAGGAUAUCAUUCUAUGCCGUAAAAAUAAUUCAAUAGGUGAUGAAUCUUUAAAGAAAAACGAAAAUGAAAAGAUAAGAUUAGAAAAGAAAAUAAGAGAAGAAAAACUAAAAGAAAAAGAAGCCAAUAUAACAGCAAGAGAACAGAGGGUUUUCCACGUACCAGAAUUGUUCGCAACGUCAAAAGGCGUGAAUCCGGACUGA